Molecule: messenger RNA, 5407 nt
Organism: Linepithema humile (Argentine ant)
Lineage: Eukaryota; Metazoa; Arthropoda; Insecta; Hymenoptera; Formicidae
Source: RefSeq, a predicted model, not a curated record
CGGCUUUCAGUAUCCGCGCAGACGUUGUCGCGGCCAGUCGUGUUUGUCGUGUUGUGCGGUGUGCGUUUCCGUGUGACUAUGUGUAACUCUGUGACAAGUCUGUGAGCGACAGGAGCAGCAGGGUGAAAAUUCCGUCCACGUGUGACAGGCUGGCGAUAGACCAAAGGAUGAAAUACACAAAAAUAUUCGAAGAGUACUCACUUGGAUACUGAACUGACAACUUGAUUGUUCCCCGUUUUCUGAGAUCUGGUAUCACCAAUUGCUACUGGCGCGUACAUUUCUCUCACAACGACAGCGACGGAAAGAGAUGUAAAAAAAGCGAUUUUUGAUUAACAAACGAAAAUUGCGGACGUCUUGAGAAUCAGCACUUGAAGAAUCAGCAUUCGAUAAUAAAUCUCAAGAAGUGACAGAAAUUUGCGCGGUAUCGAUCCAGUGGCUGAUAUCUUGCUUUUGUUUCAAGAGGAUCAACGAAGAUACAGAUAAAACCGCCAUAAUCGAUCGUGGGAAAUCAAAGAUACAACGAGAUACGUGAAGUGCUACUUUCAAUCUGAUUAAAAUCGUGCGAAGAGAUCGCGCAUUGUGUUAAGGGGCUGAUAAUCUUAGUGUUUCAAAGACAAUCUUUCAUGAUAAGUGAAAGUAGGAUAUUAAUAUCGUACAUUGUUAAUACAGUGAAUAAUUUUUUAGCCACUAGAAAAAAAAUAUCAAGCUGACGCGUGUGUCGAUAUCUGAUAAGUUAAUCCAUCAUUUAUAAUCGUGGUUGAAGUGGCAGUGCGCGCGAGUUAAUGCCGCGCGUAAGAACUGAUGGAUUCAACGAAAAUCAACUCGAAGCCAAAUCCAAGGGAGAAGGCGAAUAUUAUAUCAGUCUUGCUGUGGUUAUGGACCCUUAAAUUAUUCCGGACAGGCUACAAGAAAGUUCUAGAAACAGAAGACUUGUUCGAUCCUCUGAAGAGCGAUCGAGCGAAUUUACUCGGCAAUCGGUUAGAAAAACGAUGGUACAUCGAGCUGGAAAACUCGAGGAAAAAGAAACGCAAACCGAGUCUGUUAAGGACUAUUUUCCGCACAUUUAUAUAUGAGUAUACUCUACUUGGGUUGAUACAGAUUCUUAAUGAGUUUAUAAUAAGAUUAGGCACGCCGUUACUGCUGGGAGGUCUCCUGCGCUACUUUCGGAAGGAUUCAACGGAAAGCUACGAGAAUGCUCUAUGGUAUGGGGCUGGCAUUUCCAUAGCUACUGUCAUAUAUGUGAUAAGCGGUAAUCAGACGAUCUUUGGUGCUUUUCACGUAGGUGCAAAAGUUCGCACAGCCGUCUGUUCCGUGAUAUACAGAAAGGCUUUACGUCUGAGCAAAACCGCAUUGGGUGAAACGGCACCGGGAAAAGUGGUCAAUCUAGUGGCCAACGAUGUCAAUAGAUUUGAUCUGGUCACCAUCUUUAUCCAUCACAUGUGGUCGGCGCCGUUAUGCACCAUAAUCGUGGGUUAUAUUCUUUAUGCGGAGGUUGGCUAUGCCGGUUUAAUCGGUAUCGCCAUCAUCUUCGUGGUGGUACCAAUUCAAUCCUACACCGGCAAGCUCUCGUCAAAGUUCCGUCUGCAGACUGCCAUCAAGACGGACGAGCGGGUCCGGCUGAUGGACGAGAUUAUAUCCGGGGUGCAGGUGAUCAAAAUGUAUGCUUGGGAGAAGCCGUUCUGCGCUAUGGUCGAACUUGCGCGCAAGCUCGAGCUGCAGGUGGUCACCAAGAGUUCGUACAUCCGCGGUAUCUACAUGUCAUUUAAUCUUUUCACAACUCGCAUGGCGCUUUACUGCACACUCGUGACGAUGUUGUUGAUCGGGAACGAGCUGACCGCCGACAAGAUUUUCGUUAUCAUGUCUUACUACAAUAUUCUCGCGCACACCAUGACCGGCAUGUUCGUGCGUGGGAUCGCUGAGCUGGCCGAGUGCAAUGUCGCUAUACGUCGGCUCCAGCGCUUCCUCAUGUACGAGGAAUUCCAGAGCACGAACGUCGUUAUGUCUAAGUCGUCUUCCGGCUACGCCAGCAUUAAUUCGGAUCACAGGAAGAUGAGCAAGCUGGAUCUGCCUUUUAUCGACGAUGACGUCAUGGAGAACAAUGAUAAUACGAACGGAAGUACCGAUCGCCUAAGGCACAACGGACUAGUGAUUGUCGCCAGCGACUUGUUGAAGAACACUGCUAGUCUCGUUGCGGGGAAGACGCGGUCGUCCGUGUGCGACGAUAACUGCGCUAUCAAAAUGAUCAACGUGACCGCUAAAUGGGAGGAGAGGCAGCAGGAAAGCACGCUGGAGAAUAUAAAUCUAACGAUAGAGAAGGGCAAGCUGUAUGCAGUGAUCGGCAUGGUGGGCAACGGAAAGAGUUCUUUCCUAUCCGCGAUUCUGGGCGAGAUCGGCCUGACUGGCGGCCAGAUAAAGGUCAACGGUGAUAUCAGCUACGCCAGUCAAGAGGCCUGGGUUUUCGGCUCUACUAUCCGGCAGAACAUACUCUUCGGACAGCCCUACAAUCGCCAUCAAUAUCAAAAUGUGGUCAAGGCUUGUGCCUUGCAGCGUGACUUCAAGCAGUUCUCGCAAGGCGAUCAGACUAUCGUCGGUGAACGGGGCAGCUCGCUAUCUGGUGGUCAGAAAGCUAGGAUCAACUUGGCCAGGGCUCUGUACAGGCAGUCGGAUAUCUAUUUGUUAGAUGAUCCUCUGAGCCAGGUCGAUGCACAUGUUAGCAAACAUUUGUUUGAAGAGUGCAUUCAGAAAUAUCUAGCCGGGAAGACGAGAAUCUUGGCGACGCAUCAGUUGCAAUAUAUAGUGGGAGUGGAUGCUAUCAUAUUGCUCGAGCAGGGCAAAAUGACGUACUUCUCACACUAUCAGGAUCUGUUAGCUUACCGACCUGAGUAUGGAAUACUUCUGGCCGCAGAGAACGAAGUAAACGACGACACAGAGAAAAAGAUGGAUGACAUAAGACGACAGUUUUCCUCCUCGAGUAACAGAAGUCGCACACCGGAUAUCAGCAGUGGUGGCACAGACGACGAAGACGAAGAUGAAGACCCCGAAAGGCUGCAUGACGGUCUCGAGGGGACAUCGCGCGGAAUAGUUAAGGGACCUAUAUUCAUCAAAUUCUUUCGAACCGGUACUAAUCUAAUCCUGGCUUUUGGUGUUUUGCUCCUAUUUAUCAUUACACAAUGUAUCGUCAGCUACAACGACUACUUUGUGCCUAUCUUAAUCAAUUCCGAGGAGGCGCGACAUUAUCAAACUAAACUUAACAAUUGGAAUCAGACGGAAUCAAAUGUCAAUGGGACGAAUUACGACGAGGAAAUCGAGUGGUCGGUGAAAAAAGACAUCUACAUCUAUACAGGUAUCGUGCUGGGCAUCUUCAUCAUCGCCAUCACUAGGUCGUUGGUCUUUUACAAAACAUGCAUGACGUGCAGCCAGCGUCUACACGACAUGAUGUUCAGCGCGCUUAUCCGCACGGGGAUGCGAUUCUUCGAUACAAAUCCGAGUGGCAGGAUCCUUAACAGAUUCUCUAAGGAUAUGGGCGCCAUUGACGAAUUGCUACCCAAAGCAAUACUGGACGCCGGCCAGAUGAACAUGAUGAUGCUGGGUUCUGUGGUGGUAAUCUGCGUGGUUAAGCCCAUUUUUCUAGCGCCUGUCGUUUUCAUCAGCGUAAUAUUCUACUUGAUGCGUAAAGUCUAUCUUAAGACCAGCAAGAAUGUUAAGCGACUCGAAGGGAUCGCACGUUCGCCAGUAUUCACUCAUUUAAAUGCAACAUUGAAUGGUUUAACGACCAUCAGAGCAUACUGUGCCCAAGAAAUACUCAAACGGGAAUUCGACAAGUUGCAAGAUGUACAUACUUCCACUGUUUACAUGUACAUCGUAACGAGCACUGCAUUUGGAUUUUUCUUGGAUAUAUUUUGUUUUCUCUUUACUACAAUCGUCAUUUUCACCUUCUUGCUAUUCAGUCAAAACUUUAGUGGCGGCGAAGUAGGAUUGGCCAUUACACAGGUAAUGUCAAUGACUGGAAUAAUCCAGUGGGGAAUGCGACAAAGCGCGGAGGUUGAGAACCAAAUGAUGGCAGUAGAACGCGUGCUCGAGUACAUUCAGCUUUCACCGGAGCCAAAUUUGAAAGAUCGAGGAGCGUUCCUAAAGAAGAAGGACAAGCAAAAUCUAGCGUUGCCAGCCGAAGUUCCAAAGACCUGGCCUGACGAAGCCUGCAUUAAAUUCAAAAAUGUCUACAUGCGCUAUGCGGACGAUGACCUGCCUGUUUUGAAGAACUUAAAUAUAGUGAUCUAUCCAGGAGAAAAGGUUGGCAUUGUGGGAAGAACAGGCGCUGGAAAAUCAUCGCUAAUAUCCGCGCUAUUCCGAUUGGCGAAGGUGGAAGGAGUCAUCGAGAUUGAUGGCAAGGACACGGGUUCAAUUGCUUUGGAAGACUUACGACGUAAAAUAUCUAUCAUUCCCCAAGAUCCCGUUUUAUUCUCAGGCACACUAAGGCGAAAUUUAGAUCCCUUCGGCGAAUUCGCCGAUCAAGAUUUGUGGGAGGCACUUGAAGAGGUUGAGUUGAAGGAAGCGGUUAUCGCUAACGGAAAUGGCUUACAAAGUCGCGUAUUUGACAGGGGUAGUAAUUACAGCGUCGGGCAAAGACAACUGGUAUGCUUGGCGAGAGCUAUCCUGAGAAACAACCUUAUACUAAUGUUGGAUGAAGCGACCGCGAACGUGGAUCCACAUACAGACGCACUCAUCCAACGUACUAUCAGGAAGAAAUUUGCGACCUGCACGAUGCUCACAGUGGCACAUCGAUUGAACACUAUAAUGGACAGCGACAAAGUUCUAGUAAUGGAGAAAGGCCGUAUGGCUGAAUACGAUCAUCCUCACAUGUUGCUGCAAAACAGCCAUGGUCAAUUCACUUCGUUGGUAAGAGAAACCGGCCCGGGCAUGUACGAACAAUUAGUCAAGGUGGCAAAACAGUCAUACGUAAAAAAGUAUGGCGAAACGUAACGAAGCACGGGCGGAUUUUGAUAUUAAAACUUUUUUUUUUUGUUAGUUAAAUUUUUUUUAGAUUUAUAAGUCUCAAGGACAUGCUGUUACAUGUCUUUCUUUGGGACACUAUCCUGCAGACACGAUAUUUUUGUUAAGUAUUAUAACGUGUGAUGUUAAAUAUAUAGCGUUGAACAAAUCCAUAUUUUUGUAUAUCAUAUUAUUGUAUUUAAUGAACAGUGAGAUCGCUGUCAUAAUCCUGUCAUAAUAUUAAGUACAAGUCUUAAGCCAUGAUACUCCUAUAUUUUUCUACUCUACAUUUUGCAUUACUUCCAGAAAGCACAAAUAUUUAAGACAAUUUGAUAUUAAUAAAAAAUGUAAUAUUAUAUUGACACGAUGUAUCGGAAAGAAAACCAAAUUUUUUAAAUUAAAACAACCGUCAAAUAUA